Molecule: messenger RNA, 2765 nt
Organism: Oncorhynchus keta (chum salmon)
Lineage: Eukaryota; Metazoa; Chordata; Actinopteri; Salmoniformes; Salmonidae
Product: inhibin beta C chain-like
Exons: 3
Coding region: 30-1169 (379 amino acids)
Biological process (GO): SMAD protein signal transduction
Cellular component (GO): extracellular region
Molecular function (GO): cytokine activity; growth factor activity
Source: RefSeq, a predicted model, not a curated record
CAGGGUGCACCUCUGAGAACAAACCAACCAUGCCUAGCUCAGUCACACUGCGUUUUCUCUUCUCUUGGGUGGCCCUCCUCUCCAGCCUCCAUCAGGGGGAGGGCCGGCCCCGCCUGGCCAAAGACAGUACACCCCACCUGGGGCAGGAGGAGAGCCAGAGGGCCCUGCUCCUGGAGGCAGUGAAGACAGGCAUCUUGAGCUCCGUGGGGAUGGAGAAGGAGCCCAGGCCCAGGGAAUUGGCUUCAGAGGAGGAGCUGAGGAGGAUGCAUCAGCUCUACAGGGAAACACUGAGGCAGCUGACAGGGAACUCCAGUCAAGGGGGGGAAUCCCGGCAUUCCCUUUGGAGGACAUCCACCCUGCUUCUCCCAGCCACAGUGGAGCCUUUCAAAGUGCUUCGGACUGAUGAGGAACACACAUCAGAUGUGCUUUGGUACAGAGCUGUCUUCCACAAGAACCCAGACAUCAGGAAGGAUCUCACUUUGGCCUGGGCUGAGCUGAAGCUCUACAGACAAUUGUUGGAUGGCUCGAAAGCUGCCGAGCCCACGAUUAGUGAAGAGGUUCAUGUUAAGAUCUAUGAGACGAAACCGCUGAACUCUUCUCUAUUGAUUCACACAGAGACCCUUGUUCAGACGGUCGCUACAAGAACUGGAGAUUUGACUUUGGACAUCAGAACUGUUGUUGAAAAGUGGAGAGGGAGGACGGACGGCUCCUCUCUAGUUGUGGAAAUAGGACUGGCCAUCGAAGAGGGUACUGAUCCCAAGAGGACCCCUCAGAUGGUCCUGGAGGUAGACCUUGUAGAGCCUAGAUCAGCAGGCAGAAGGAGACGGACUCGCUCCAACAAAGAAGACAACUGCGAUGAAGACGGUCGCUGCUGCCGAAAGUCUGUCAACGUGUCCUUCAAGGAGAUUGGCUGGUCAGACUGGGUCGUUGCCCCCGAUGGUUACAACAUGCACUUCUGUGACGGCUCCUGCCCCCACAACUACAAGCCAGCAAGCAUGCACGCGCAGGUGAAGUCUCGUCUUCAUCACAUCAACAAGGGGGCAACACCUCGGCCCUGUUGUGUGCCGGCAGCCUAUGAACCUAUGGUCCUCAUGCACUACGACAGUCGGGGAAAGUUGAAGCUCACACCCUUCAAUGACUUGAUUGUCAGCAAAUGCCACUGUGCUUGAGUUCUUCGGGACAAGACCAGGCAAGGACAAAAAAAGAGAGUUGGAACAAACUUUUUCCUUUUGCCGAGCCAUUAGAUACAAUGUGCUAGUGGUACAUUCUGAAAUAGAAGCGAUACUGUUUUCAAAGGAAGUAAGAAAAUAACAGUUGUCAUGCUCAAUUUGUGACAUUCCUAGUGUCGUUUUCAAUGGUUAAACAAACAAAAAUACCCAACAUCAUCCAUCAUCCAUGGAUUCAUAGGUUCAUUGUAGGUUCAUUGUAAAACAAUUCAAGUUACUGUGGAGUGAUGAUUCUGAUAUGUACUAUUUUAUUUGGAAGAUUACACUGAUGUUAGUCUUAUGUGGCCCGUAAUGUCAUAUUCUUCCAAGACUAUGUACACAAUUACAUUAUUUAUUGUAAUUUAUUUAACAGGGUCUAAAACAUAUUUGUAUUGUUUGUAGUUUUCCAAUGUUACAAUAUUUAGUAUGUUCCUUACAUCACUGUACUUUAAAUAUAUAUUCAAUUGAAUUUAAUGCUAUGUACAGUAUUAUUUCCAAACAUUUUGGAAGUUUGUCCAGAGAAAAUAUACUAUUCUUUAACAUUUCAAUAAUAGUAGUAUGGAUGUUACUACUGUUUAUGUUGGGUCGUUGUGCCUGAAUCCAUCUGUACACAACCUUUACAAUAAAUAUUUUUACAUACAAAUUAUGUUUUUACCCCAUGUGUUUAAUUCCUUAGCAACAGCAACAGAACUUGACAUUCUGACAAGAUGUGUGUGUUAUUGUGCUUCGGGAAACCAUCUAGUCAGAUAAUAUUUCAAGGUUAGGGUGUGCCGUGAAAUACAUAUAUGAUAGUCAAUAUCAUGCAGCUGUAGCCUUGAAACCGUUCAUACUGUGCACUCUUAGAAAAAAAUGAUGCUACUUAGAACCUAAAAGAACGAACAAAACAUGCUGAAAAGCUGCUGUGUUGUUCAAUGAACAUGUAACCCGGUCAAAAAAUCCCAACCUACGGUUCACAAUGCUUCCAAGUUGGGAAAUAGAGCCUGCGAGAAGAGCCCUGUGGCUUCAGGCUAUUCAAUGUGGAAGAGUAGAAAAUUGUGGGCAGCUGGUGUCCAAGAAGCUGCACGUAGCUAGUUAUCUGUGUGGAAAACGUUUAAUCACAGGUGGGGCGAGGCUGCGACAUUCUAUCUAAUACCGACUGGGAGUAUAGGAGAACCCUUUGAAUGACCCUUUUUGGUUCCAGGUUAGAAGCCUUUCUGGUUCCAUGUAGGACCUUUUUCACAGAUGGUUCUAUGGGGACAGCCGAAGAACAAUUUUGGAACCCUUUAUUCUAAGAGUGUAGCCUUGACCAAGGAGUGAAUGACCUACGCGACAAACGAGUAGUGUUUAGUUUUGCAUGACAGUAAGAAUAGCACACUGCACACACGAUGCAAUGCAUUGUAAACUCAGCCCCAUGAACAGAUAUAAUAUCUUUAAACAAUAAAUCAAAUGUAUUUUAGUGUAACGUAAUGAUAAAGGAAUAUGAAAGGCAACACUGUAUUUUGAUAACCACAAUUCAAUAUUAUAGCGAUACGUUCGGAUAAAUAAAUAAAAAACAAAUCAUGCUAAAGAUACUGUGUGAGA